AAAGAUUAAAUCAAAUAAAACAUGCACUGUUACAGCCAGGAAAGCUUUCUUAAACUUUUUUGUGUCAGUGGAUUCAAAGUUUUCAAUGCUGUUGGCUCUAGUUUCUCUUUCUAGUGCUUAGUUUCUUCUUAAGUGGUUUAUAGAACCAAUUUCCACUCAUGUGCAUAAAAAGUUCAAGCUGAAAUGUGAGUUUUGAUGCUGAAAAAGCCUAAAACAAACAGCUGGCGGAUCAGCUCCUACAGUCAGGCGAUCACUGACUGGUCUGCUGUGGGAGACAUGUUGCUGCCAUGGUUUGGAUCCACUUGUCAACGUAGAGAGAGGAGUCACUGCAAAGUUGUUCUGAGUCAGCGUCUUUAUCCUGUGAUGCAUUUACCUUUGUAGUUAUCAGAGAUGACGUAACAGCAGUUUGAUUAUUAUUAUGCUCAAGUUCAGUAAACAAAUACAUACAAACCAGGAGGUUUGACAUUCAACAGAAUUAUUAAUUACCUGUUAAAACUGUACUGAGUGAUGUCACCUAAUUCGAGUGUCAUAAUAUUAAAGUAACAUUACUGGAUUCCCAACAUGACAAAUAUGCAAAUGAAGACAUGACAGAAGAAAUGUCAAUGAAACGGCUUUGAUUUGAGUGUAUUCUGUACGACAACAGAACAAUGUAAGAACAUGGGGAAGCCAAGAUUUUGAUCAACAAAAUGUCCUCUGAUCUGUGUAUUUUGGAAAGAAAAACAAAUGAAACCCCCAAACUAUUAGUUUUACCUUCUUUGAGGCGAUUCCCACCCUGGAAGUACAGUGGGUCCUAAACUGCAUUCAAAGUUCACUAAAAGGUCUUAGUCUUACAUGUAACUUGAUGAAACCUGCAGAAACCCUGUUAGCCAGUCAGUCAUACACUUAAAUGUGCCAGGUGCCAAGGUUUGCCCCUGUGUCUGGUCUCAGAAGUCGGUCCUCCCGCUGAGUUGUUUGCAAAUCCUGUUGGUUUGUCAUGGAACCGAGCGUGGAGCUUUGUCGUCAUUGUGGUGAGAGGAGCCGCGCUGCACAGCUUCCUGUGUUAUGUAAUGGCACAGAAGCUGCAGAGAGACGAGGAGGACGAGGAGGACGAGGAGGCCAGGGCUAGAUUAGGGUCACACUGAGAGCAGGCUCCACACUUACCAUUCACUAAAACCAGAUCAGCUCCAGUCUCAGAUGAUGGAUGUGACACUGACUCACCAGUAAAUAUUUCCUUCAUUCAUUCUUUCAGUCACUGAUUCACUCAGUAACCAUUCAUUUGUUCAUUCUCAUUAUUGAAUUAUUGAUCCACUCACUUGCUCUCAUGUGUAUUUAUGGGUUCAGUCGUCUGUUCAUACCUUCAAAUCAACUACACAGUUUUCAGAGGGAAACUUCCAUUUGCUGACAGUAACCACACAGCUACGACGCUGUAACUGUGUGUGUAGUGGACCACAGUUCCCAGUUUACCAUCCUCUCCUUCCAGAUCCAUCUCUCCACCUUCCUCCCCUCUCUGCAGCAUCCCUCCUCCUGCUCAGCCAAUCAGCUGCUGGGGAGCUGGCCCAUGUGACUGACAGCCACCAAUGGUUCUCCACCAGGCACCGGCAAAAAGAGGGGCGGCGCCCCUCCUCCUCCUCCUCCUCUCUGAGGAUCAGACGGGUGUCUGGAGCAGAGUCGAUGGAUGUGAAGGCUCCGUAUAAUGAGCUGAGACACGUUUCUUCCUCUUCACUGGGGGGUUGGAGGCUGAUGCUCAGUCUUUAACCUCCCUCUGCAGGGGGACGCCAGGAGAAUGAAUGGCGAGGCGAUGGAGGGGGGCCCUGCUCAGGACAAGCAGCAUGCCGGUAACAGCUCCCACCUCCCUCCUCCUCCCACCAUCACACCAGCCAUCCCUCCCUAUGUGAAGCUGGGCCUGACCAUCGCCUACACCAUCUUCUACUCACUGCUCUUCGCCUUUGUCUACGCCCAGCUCUGGCUGGUGCUGCGGUACCGCCACAAGCGUUUCAGCUACCAGACGGCCUUCCUGUUCCUGUGUCUGCUGUGGGCCGCCCUGCGCGCCCUCCUCUUCUCCUUCUACUUCAGAGACUGCGUGACCGCAAAUGCACUCGGACCCUUCGCCUACUGGCUGCUCUACUGCUUCCCCGUCUGCCUGCAGUUCUUCACACUCAGCCUCAUGAACCUCUACUGUGCACAGGUGAGGGGGGGCCCUGCUACUGGUACUGCUGCACCACAGACUGGUACUGGUGGACCAGUACUGGUGAACCAGAAAUUAAUACUGGUGGUACUGGUGGACCUGAUACUGGUAGACCAGUAAAUGGUCUUAUAGUUGUACAGCACUUUUCUAUGCAUUGCAGCACACUCAAAGC
Molecule: messenger RNA, 2336 nt
Organism: Monopterus albus (swamp eel)
Lineage: Eukaryota; Metazoa; Chordata; Actinopteri; Synbranchiformes; Synbranchidae
Product: integral membrane protein GPR137B-like
Exons: 2
Coding region: 1763-2284 (173 amino acids)
Biological process (GO): negative regulation of osteoclast differentiation; regulation of autophagy; negative regulation of bone resorption
Cellular component (GO): lysosomal membrane
Source: RefSeq, a predicted model, not a curated record